Molecule: messenger RNA, 2246 nt
Organism: Lingula anatina
Lineage: Eukaryota; Metazoa; Brachiopoda; Lingulata; Lingulida; Lingulidae
Molecular function (GO): S-methyl-5-thioribose kinase activity
Source: RefSeq, a predicted model, not a curated record
AACACUAUCACGUGUUAGGCAUGAGCUGGAGUUCAGGGUGGUGACCCAAAAUUUGGGCCAGCCUAAUAUAUCUGUAUUCCUUGGUCAUUAUCCAAGCGAGUGUGGCCUUAAUGCAGGUCAUGGGGGAGAAGUUGGAUACAGAGAAAAUUCAACAUAUUUUGCGCAAAUGUGCUCCACUUCCUGGACUAGAGUGUCUAGAUGGCAGUGAAGACAUAGAGUUGGAAGAGAUUGGCGAUGGAAAUAUCAAUGAUGUUUUUCGAGUUACAAGUGUUAAGGAGCGCUCACAAUCCCUUGUUGUCAAACAUGGACCAGCAUAUAUCAAGUGCUUAGGUCCAGAGUUCCCAUUAUCUAUAGUCAGGUUGAAGGUGGAGUAUAAUGCAUUAGCCGCCUUUCAAAGAAUUUGUCCCGGAUACUCCCCCUGCCCAUAUUACUUUGAUGUGGAGACCAAUGCAGUUUUAAUGGAAGAUCUGAGAGAUCAUUCCAUCAUGAGAAAAGAACUGAUAAGUGGAAAUAUAAAUAUGGAGACUGUGAAGAAGAUAGCCUACUUUCUUGCUUGCGUGCACAGGGACACCCAUGUCAGCAAACUAAGUGAAGCAGAAUUUGAGAAACUUCAGCAAGAUUUUCAAAAUGAAGACAUGGUUUCUUUAACAAGACAGUACAUUUUCACUCGCCCAUUUGAUAAAACUGAUCCUACCAACAGAUGCUCAGAAGCAGUGCAAAAGAAAUUGCACCUCAUAUAUGAAGACCCUGGACUAUUAGACAGUGUGUGGAAAAUGAGGAAUUUGUUUCUAGAAAAGAAGGAAUGCUUAGUCCAUGGAGAUUUACAUACUGGCUCUGUACUAGUCAGUAAUAAUUCAGCCAAGGUGUUUGAUAAUGAGUUUGCCUAUGUUGGGCCUGCAGCUUUUGACUUGGGACUCCUGAUAGCCAAUUACAUCUUUUCCUAUUAUCGUCACAUGUCAACGCAGGAAAAUCAUGACACACAUCGAAAGUUCAGUCAGAAAUUGAUUGAAGCCUGUUAUCUGACAGUUAACACUUACCUGUCAGUCAUGACCUGCACAGUAGGGCAGCGCCACGAGUACUUGAACAACCUGCUCACAGAAACAGCUGGGUUUGCUGGCUGUGAAAUCAUUCGCAGAAUAAUUGGGACAGCUCAUGUUGAGGAUUUAGAAGGCAUACCUUAUGCUGAAGAAGAUGCACUGGAGGCUGGUGUACGUCUUCUUCUAGGACAUGAUAGGAUCCACACCAUUGAUAGACUAAUGGUCAUAGCACUUAUGUUAACAUAGGAGACUUCACUUUUCCUGGUAAAAGCAAAAUAGAUAAAGUUAGUAGGUAUCAGUCUGGUCACCAGGGUCAGAUAAAUCAACUGGAGGUCCAAAGCAGAGAAGAUAGACUGUAAUUGAACAAAUUGAAAAAAAAAAAUAUUGGACUGGGUUCUGUUUCACUGGCAUUAGGGAUUCUACCUGUUCUCGUUUCACAAACUGAGGUGGUAGCACAUUUUUCCAAGAUUAAAAUUACUCACAAAUAUGUCAUGCUGAUAUAUAUUUCUUAACUAGAGGUACUCUUUAUGGAAUUUACCUGGCAAAAUGAAUUUUCCUUGGGGAAGAAGGUAAUUUUCUCAUACUCGUGAAUCAUUGCUCAACCCAUUCCUUCACUUGGAUUUGAUUUUUUACUCCACUUUUAUUUAAAUAAUUUAGUUUUAAAUUUAGGAUUUAGAACACCAUGUCUUCCUGUAUUUUUCAGAAUGAAAUAUCAUCAUCAAAUACUUUUAUUUAAGGAGAUUUAUGUUUUUCUGAAUUGGUAAUGAUAAGUAGUUUUGCAGGAUAUGUAGACAGAGAAAUAAUGACAAAAAUUAUGGAAAUUUUCAAAUCUUUAAUAAAUAGUUUAACCCAUUUUUGUCCUCACAUGGACAUUGACUACAAGGCUCCUGUGGUGAAAGGCUUCUGCAAAUUUGCCAAUGAGUUUGUCUCAGAUUUAUUUUGUUUAAAACAAUAUUUACAUGUUAUUUAGGAAACUUUAACAUUUUUAACUAUUAUUUGUUGACAUGUUUAUUGAUAGAAGUGAGAAGCCAAUUAUCUUUAAUAUUUUACUUAUUUUUGUUACCUUUAUUCGGUAUUUCAUUGGUAUCUUUUGUGAAAUAUCAACAAUAACUUGCUUAAAUGUAUGUGAUAUAUAUAUAUAUAUAUAUUUCUAAAAGAUUAAUUACAAGGGAAUAAAUGGUCUUGAAGAUGGGCGUUAGCUCUUUUACU